Gambusia affinis (western mosquitofish) is the source of this 3198-nucleotide messenger RNA. RefSeq names its product KIAA0930 ortholog. Lineage: Eukaryota; Metazoa; Chordata; Actinopteri; Cyprinodontiformes; Poeciliidae. The transcript has 12 exons. The coding region runs from base 738 to 2003 and encodes 421 amino acids. The record is from RefSeq and is a predicted model, not a curated record.
UGACGUCAUCUUUUGUCUGGAAAAUUAGGGGUGCGCUUGUUUAAACCGGGACAUUUGAGCCUUCGGAGAGGUGCAGUUCAGGAGGGCGGAGCUUGAUGUGGUGUAACGUUGAAUAUUGUCAAUGGUCAGAUUCUGACUACGUUCACAACCGACGGUGUAUGUCAAUAGGAUCCAUGUAACUGACACAUCAGGUUCACGGGUGUUAGCCGUUGUUUCAACGGUUGGAGAAUCAAAACGCUGACUUGGCUCCGUUGUACGUCAACUUGGCCGCCAUUUUGGAGAUGGAAACACGAGCCACUUGGAUAACUCAGGCAGACCCAACCUUCAAUGUCCCUGGAUUUAAGGAGUAACGGAAUCGUCUGCGACACUUCUGCGUGCUCUUGGUUCAGUUUGCGUUUCUGCGCCUUUUAGCUGCCCUGUCUCUUUAAGGCCUUCAUGUUACCGGAAGUGCGAGGGGUGUUUCCAGCUGAUCUGUACAACAGAAGUAGCAGGAUCUCCCUCAGCACACCGAGCUGUCUACUGUUGUUCUCGGCCACCGCAGCACAGCGCACCGGUCCUGACCUCCAGCGGCCUCUUGGUGCCAAGAUUACAAUCUAAUCCGGAGUAAAUUUGAAGGAGAACCGGGGGAUAUCCCGGUGUCCCCCUUUUUCUGGUCCUCCUUGUAGCCGUUAGUUAGCUGCCGUGAACCGGUACCGUGGGCUGCUUUUAGCCCGGACUGUCAUGGUCCCAGCUCGGAGAUGGCGUCCUUUCCCGGUUUGUGUAAAGCUGUCGGGCCCGCGGAGGAGGAGAACGGAGAGCUGGACGGCUCCCUGCAGCAGAUGCUGAAGGCCAUCGCCGACGAGAGGAACCGACUCAACAGCCGACAGGAGAUCAGCGGACUCGGCUGUUUUAAAGAUGACCGCAUCGUUUUCUGGACCUGGAUGUUUUCCACCUACUUCAUGGAGAAGUGGGCGCCGCGGCAGGACGACAUGCUGUUCUACGUCCGCAGGAAGCCCGCCUAUGUCGGCGCAGACAACGGCGAGGCCAAAAAGGUGGAGGUGGAAGUCUACAGGAGGGACUCCAAGAAGCUCCCGGGUCUUGGUGACCCAGACAUCGACUGGGAGGAGAGCGUCUACCUGAAUCUGAUCCUGCAGAAGCUGGACUACGUGGUAACGUGUGCCGUCUGCACGCGCUCAGACGCCGGAGACAUCCACAUCCACAAGAAGAAAUGUCAGGAAGUUUUCGCCUCUCCCAGUAAACACGCCAUGGACAUCAAAGGAGAGGAGUCCAAGAUGAGCUACCCCAACAUCUUCUUCAUGAUCGACAACUUUGAAGAGGUGUUCAGAGAUAUGACUGUGGGCGAGGGCGAGAUGGUGUGUGUGGAGCUGGUGGCGAGCGAUAAGAGCAACACCUUCCAGGGCGUCAUCUUCCAGGGAUCCAUCCGCUACGAGGCGCUCAGGAAGGUUUACGACAACCGGGUGAGCGUCGCUGCUAAGAUGGCCCAGCGGAUGUCCUUUGGCUUCUACAAGUACAACAACAUGGAGUUUGUGAGGAUGAAGGGGCCACAGGGCAAAGGUCAUGCUGAGAUGGCCGUCAGCCGGGUGCCGACUGGCGACACGUCUCCCUGCAACACGGAGGAGGACCAGGUGUCCCCGAUGCACGAGAGGGUGACGUCGUUCAGCACGCCUCCGACCCCAGAGAGGAACCGUCCGUCCUUCUUCUCUCCGUCGCUCAGGAGAAAAGUUCCCAGAAACAGGAUUGCAGAGAUGAAGAAGUCUCACUCCGCCAACGACAGCGAGGAAUUCUUCAGGGAGGAGGAGGACGAAGAUAUUCACGCGGCCACCAACCUUCGCUCGCGCUCGCUGUCUGGAACCGGCCGCUCGCUGGUCGGCUCCUGGCUCAAGCUGAACCGGGCUGAGGAUUUCUUCCUGCUCUACUCACACCUGACCUACGUCACGCUGCCGCUGCACCGCAUCACCACAGACAUCCUGGAGGUGAGGCAGAAGCCCAUCCUGAUGACAUAACGGAGCUGGAUUCCCCCUCAGAGCAUCUUUACAAAGUGCCUCCACCAUCAGGCCACUGAAACAGCAGCGCCCCCUGGUGGCCGGACGGAGACCCUGCAGUCAAUCGCCAGCUUCACUCAGGAGACGACCGAGGCGCAGAGACGCUCCACAUCAAACCAGCCAUUCAGGAAGUGCCUCCUCUUCUUUCCGAUGCCCUGCGGAGCCUGACGUCGUCUCCAUGGAAACGGACCGUAUAACCUCAGCGUGAAUAGGCAUUGGCCGAACUCUGACCAGGAGGAAGAGGGAAAUGAAUGUUUGUUUUUUCUUGUAAAUAUCUGCUGCUUUACUCACUGAGACGCCUUGACUGAAGGUUGUGCUUUUAAAGACCGUCGUCUGUUGCCGAGCGAUGCGUCACACAGCUCCUCUUUUCUGAUCUCCUUCACCGCGUUCAGCUGACGGUCGAUCAUGUGGGAUCUACGAUUUAUCACCACAAACACAAAGCAUCUGGGUCAAAAUCCAACUUUAUCCUCUGUAGGAACUAAUACACGUUUUGUAUUUAUUCUUUAAUCUCAUGAGAGAUGAAAUAAAGCUGAAAAUGUCAAAUUGGGAAUAAAUUCUCAAUAAGGAAAUUAAUUUGUAAAAUUGUAACUUUGAGGAAAAAUAAAUUUUUUGUUCACAUUUGUAUCAAGAAGCAGGUUUUCCUUUUUUUACGUAAAAAUUAUAGAAUAAAAUACUGUAACUGUAGUUAAAUUUGCAAAGAUAUUACUCAUAUUUAAUCUCAUCAUUUCAAAAUUCUUGUUUUGACACUUUGGUCAGAUAACUUGCUCAAAAUUUAGCUUGAAUACUUAAUUUGAAUUUAUUUAGAAAAUAAUCUUGGUGAAAGAUAAUUCCAAUAUUUUUUCAUAUUUUUAUUUAUUCACUUAGACUGCUGUUUCAUUUACUUGGUUUUUUAUGAAGUUAAAUAUUUGUGGAUUUACUUCAAGCAACUAAAAUUGUAACUGACAACUAAAAAAAAUAUAAAAGAUUAAAUAAAAAUUUAAGUAAAAGCAAAUAUUUAAACUCCAACAUGACAAACAUGUUUGUUCUUAUUCUCAGUUUUUGACUUUACACAACUGACUUCAGUUCCAAACUUGAAUUUAAAUGGAAAAUAACAGAUUUUAAAGGGAAAAUGCAGAACUGAACGGUUUGUAAAUGGAAAAUAAAUGAAUGAAUUUUC